CACUCGUUUGUGAAGUCGCCUACCGCUCAGAUUAUUAAUGUCAUGUCUCAACUUGCAAACGAAUAAACAUCUGCAUAAUUUCCCUCCCGAGUUCUAUCGAAUAUAAGUUAAAUCUUUUCAAAUCACUAGUUUAUACUGUUUGUACACUUCAUCAUGAGUGGAUUAGAUUCAUUAAACGAAAAAUCGCUCACAGAGCAGCAGGAUAGAACUGAACUGGAAAAAUUUGAGACUUCAUUUAGAGAACUUCGAACUGAACUUUAUAUGAAACGGAAUGAGGUAACUAAAUUGAAAACUGAACUAGAGCGAAGCAAUCAUGAAAAUUACGAGCUUAAAACUGCUAUUGAAAAGCUCAGAAAGAGUAUGGAGGAAAAUAAAAUAAUUACUGAAAUGUACAAACAGCGGAUUCAAGAAUUUGAACCCAAAUAUUUCGAAAACAAAAAUUCUCUUAUGAAGCUAGAACUUCAGUAUAAAAUGGAGGCUUCAAAAAACAAUGCGCUUAGAGAUGACUGUCAAAAAGCAGUUAUGGAAAAAGCUGAGUUAGCUCGAAAAGUUGAUGCAUUAGAAGAAAAACGCAAACAUGACCAAUUAUACAGCUCCGACAUAACUCAAUCCAUCGGACAACUAAAAAGUGCCAUAGGCAAUAUAAAAGGAGACAUAAAAAAUGUAAAAAUCGAGCUGAAAAGUGUAACGACUUUGUCGCAAACAGUGGAUUUGGUGCAAGAAAGCGUUCAGAAAUGCCAAGAAUUAGCCGGUAUUAUUGUUGAACAGAAGCAACAAAAGGCUGCUUUGGAAGAACAGUACAUAAAAUAUAAAGCUAAAGCUGAUCAACUUGAAUCAUUUAUUCUUGCUAAUAGUCGAAUAUUUAGUGAAGAUAAUUUAGAAGCAAGAAUUAUUCUAACACAGUAUAAAAAAAUGAGCAAACACUACAAUAAAAAAGUGCAGAGUAAAAACGAGAUUUUGACCAACAUCAACAAUAUAUUAUGUCAAGAGAAGCAAACAAACAUUAAACUGGUGGAAGAAACAGAAAAAAUGACCAGGCAAAUAUCCUCAUUGCAAAAGCAUAUUAGUGAACUUCAAGCAAAACUUAUCAGUAUUUGUGGGAAGAACGAGACCUCAUUUCCACCCGAAAUACUCGAUAUCACAGGUAUUAAAAUCAAAGAUGAAAAUAUUGUAAUUGAAAUUACAGAUAGUCCGUAGUUUUCUGUUCAACUUUUAUUAUUCCUAAAGAGCUGUUCUUACUACUUUUCUACUUGCGGGUUCUUACGCAUUUACAUGUUUUUUGGUUUUUAAGAAAAUAAUGUUUUGUCAGACAUAUUAAUUAUAGCUAAAUAAAAUAAUCUAAAUGAUGUUAACUGAUAUCAGAAAGAGUGACUUCGUUAUUUAAUCAUAUGUUGCAAAUAAAAAAUUACAUUAUGUUCAGAAUACAA
This is a messenger RNA of Dendroctonus ponderosae (mountain pine beetle), 1427 nucleotides long. RefSeq names its product myosin-9-like. The transcript has 6 exons. Bases 154 to 1197 code for a protein of 347 amino acids. The record is from RefSeq and is a predicted model, not a curated record. Lineage: Eukaryota; Metazoa; Arthropoda; Insecta; Coleoptera; Curculionidae.